This is a messenger RNA of Aspergillus calidoustus, 1613 nucleotides long. The record is from the annotation of a GenBank genome assembly. Lineage: Eukaryota; Fungi; Ascomycota; Eurotiomycetes; Eurotiales; Aspergillaceae.
GUGUUCUGAUGCAACAAUUCGGCACUUGGGAUCGCCGAGAGAUGAUUUGGGCAAACUUGGGGAGAUAGAUAUAUUGAUAUCGCCCUGAUUGAUCAUGAGGGAUUUUAUUUGAGUUUGCGAAGACAUCCUUCAACAUGUUACAGUCGCAGAGACCUCAAGGCUCGGUUGUCAUCAUCGGUGCAGGGACACAGGGAAGGAGACUGGCGUAUAUGUGGUCAAGUCGCGGUGGGCUUGUCUACCUUGUCGACUUGAACGAGCGCCAGCUUGAAGAGGGUCUGCGAUAUGUUCAGCAGCUUCGCACCGAAGCCGAGCACCCAGGAACAUGGGGGGACGUAAGACUAGCGACGCCAGAUUCAUUAGAGUCGAUUUUACAAGGCGCGUGGUUGGUGGUUGAGUGCGUCCCCGAAAACCUGGUGUUGAAGCAGAAAGUCCUCACACAGCUUGAUAAACUCGCACCAGAGAGGACAAUCAUCGCAUCAAACUCCAGCAGCUACGGAAUCGGUGAGAUUAUAGAGGGGUUGACCCUCAAAUCAAGGCAAAGACUGUUGAGUGCGCAUUGCUACUGGCCUCCAGAGACAUCAGCAAUCGAAAUCAUGGGCCACAAAGACACCGACCCUGCCCUCCCCAGCCUCCUAUCCGACGAAUGCGAAAAGCACGGCUUCUCUCCAUUCCGCGUGCGGCAAAGCUCAAUCGGCUAUAUAUACAAUCGCAUCUGGGCCGCAAUCAAGCGCGAGACCCUCUUGGCUCUCUCCGAAGGAAUCUGCGAACCACAAGAGAUCGACGCCAUCUUCAAAGACGUGUUGAAGACGCCCAAGGGGCCGUGCGAGCAGAUGGAUAUUGUCGGGCUUGAUGUUGUGCUAGAUAUUGAGAAGCAUUAUGCGGAGGCGCGCAGUGGGCUUCCGAGUGAGCCACGCGAGUAUUUGCAGAAGAUGAUCAAGGAGGGGAACCUGGGGGUGAAGAGUGGGCGUGGGUUUUAUGAUUAUGAGGCGGAGAAUGGGCAUUGAGCUGCAUGUAGUGUACAUUCAUCUUAGAGCAAUAUGCUUACAGCAAGAAAUACAUGAUUUAACUUAAGUAUAGUACUAGAUCAUCCGCCCAACAGAGUAGGGAACCGUCGGCGGCUCCCCAACAUAGUCAACCACCUUUGAGAAUGUCUCCCGAGCCGCCUUGACCGACUUGGAGCUCUGCGGUAAAUGACUCAGAGUCCUCUCAAACAGCCCUCGCAAGUUUGCGUGUGCCGUAUGGCUAAUCUUCCCAACCGCAAGAUCCCGAUCAACGGCUUUCUGCACGAGCUGCACCCCGGCCACGAUGUGGUGUGGAUAUGGGUCAAUCGAGGUAAUGGGCACAGUAACUGACGUCUCCGUCGCACCGACGUGGUCGAGUGUCCCGGAUUCCAUAUUCACGGUGAUGGUUAUGGUGUUGUGCAGGCCGAACAUCAACGUGCUGACCACCGCGCUCUCGGCGUCUGCGAUGGUGUCUUCGAUGUCGGCGAGGAGGUCAAGUCGGUCAGUGGCUUCGAUCACGUUGGCGAGGAGCAGGAUACUGAGAUGGUAAUGCAACAUCAGAGAAACUAGCAAGUCAGCCACAUACACACCAACAUAACGCUUUACGUAAAC